Ceratina calcarata is the source of this 3472-nucleotide messenger RNA. It is a transcript of the gene Ars2, whose product is annotated as arsenic resistance protein 2. Lineage: Eukaryota; Metazoa; Arthropoda; Insecta; Hymenoptera; Apidae. Gene Ontology annotation, biological process: mRNA processing; primary miRNA processing. Bases 228 to 2978 code for a protein of 916 amino acids. The transcript is spliced from 15 exons. Gene Ontology annotation, cellular component: nuclear body. The record is from RefSeq and is a predicted model, not a curated record. Gene Ontology annotation, molecular function: nucleic acid binding.
CACUCGCGUAUAACCGUCGAACCUGUUAUAAAUGCUUCUAAGUAACUUCCGCGUGUUUCUGUUUAAAAAUGCUUGCGACUCACGUGUCGGUGACAUACGAGUGUUCUGAUUGACUACGUCACCUCCUGUCGAUGUUGAGCCAAUACCAGAAAAUAGAGCAUCUUUCAAUUACUGAGGGUUAAAGUAUUGUUUGCUUGACUGUCUAUUUAGCGUUGAAUCGUUUCGCGAUGGGCGACUCUGACGACGAGUACGAUAGAAAGAGAAGAGACAAAUUUAGGGGAGAGAGGACAGAGUCUUAUUCCAGAGAAGGCCGUCGAGAUGACAGACGAAGGGACGAUUGGGUCGACAGAGAGUGGUCCAAUAGACCCAGACAGCGUCCGGAUUACAGGGAGUACCGUGGUGGUGGUGGUGGAGGACGUGACAGGUAUAGCCCUGCCAGGUCCCAAGAGAUGGCCCCUCCCAUGAAAAGAAUGAGAGCAGACUGGGAAGAUCGACCUAGAUACGGGCACGAUUACUACAGCGGGGGUGGCGGCGGUGGUGCAACUUCCUGGGGUCCCGAUCAUUACCCGCCACCUCAUCAUGGAAAUCAUCACUAUGGAAACCACGGCAACAGUAGCAGCCGAGAGGUAGCCGGUAAUUUCAGCAAUUCCAAUGUCGAAACGCAACCGCCGAUGAUGUCUUUCAAAGCGUUUCUGGGAACGCAAGAAGAUUCGAUCACGGACGAAGAAGCUAUUAAACUUUAUAACGAGUAUAAGUUGGAAUUCAGGAGGCAACAGUUGAACGAAUUCUUCGUUGCGCACAAGGACGAGGAAUGGUUCAAAAUAAAGUAUCAUCCGGAAGAGUCGGUCAAGAGAAAGGAGGAACAAGUGGCGGGACUUAAGAAACGCGUUGAAGUGUUCUUGGAAAUGCUCGAAAGUGGAGAGAUAGACAAGGUUUCAGUGGACGCCGACCAAGCCGAUGUCUUGUUACAUCUGUUAGACGCGGUGGUUAUUAAAUUGGAGGGUGGCACCGAGGAGGAUUUACAAAUUCUGGACUCGAAACCGACGAACACGAUUAUACCUAAAGAGGCGAUCAAGGAAAAGGAGGAGCAGAGGAACAAAGCUGGGGCUGAUAAGAAAACUGAUAACAGUGACGAAACUAAGCCAGUGGAUGAAAUCAGCCGGACUGAGAAGAACACGAAGAAUGAACAAAACGCAGAAUCCGAGGUAAAGGCAAAAAACGAAACCUCGUUAGAAGAGACAAAGAAACCAGACGAGAGCCUAGAAGAAACGACGAAAGAAGAAGAUGUCGACAGCACUGUGGAAAAAACAGAAGAAGUCAACACUAAGAAGAGGAAACGAACUGAGAGCAACAGCAGCAGCAGUAGCAGCAGUAGCAGCAGUAGUUCCUCUGGUUCCGACAGUAACAAACCCGAUACGCCAAAAACGGAAACUCAGCCGGCCGAGAAGAUGGAUACUAACAACGAGAACGCGGACGCACAGGAGAUCAAAGAAGAUGAUCAAGAGACAAAAGAGAAAACCGAACAGCCUGAGGCUAAAAAAUCCGCAAUGGAACCGGAAGCGGUGAUCGAUCUAGCUAGCGAGGAUAAAGAAAAGGAACCUAGAGCUUUGCACAAGACCAGCAGCAUCUUCCUUCGCAAUCUGGCGCCUACGAUAACGAAAGCGGAAGUCGAAGCGAUGUGCAAACGCUUCCCUGGAUUUCUAAGAGUCGCCAUAGCUGAUCCUCAACCGGAACGCAGAUGGUUUCGAAGGGGUUGGGUCUCUUUCGAGAGACAAGUGAACAUAAAAGAGAUAUGCUGGAGUUUGAACAACAUUCGAUUACGGGACUGCGAGCUCGGAGCCAUAGUGAACCGAGAUUUAUCGCGACGCAUUCGUACAGUGAACGGCAUAACGUCUCACAAGCAAAUUGUUAGACACGAUAUCAAGCUGAGCGCUAAGAUCGUACACAAUUUAGAUAGCAGAGUUGGCCUCUGGAACGAAGAAAAGAAAGACGAGAACGCGGGUAAACACGAAGAGGACAAUAAGGAAAAUAAGAGCACGCAAAAUGCACGCGAUUUGGAACAAGCUGCAUUUGGACUGUCAUCGAAGAAUCCAGUAUUGAAGAACAUAACGGACUACCUGAUAGAAGAGGCAUCAGCCGAAGAGGAGGAACUGUUAGGGAUGUCCGGAGACCAGGAAGAAGGUCAAUUGGGAGGUGACGGAGACGGCCCGAUCGAGAGAGAGCCGACUCUUAUCAAGGUGUUGGACAGAUUGAUACUGUAUUUACGAGUAGUUCAUUCGGUCGAUUACUAUAAUCAUUGCGAGUACCCGAACGAAGACGAAAUGCCAAACAGGUGCGGCAUAAUGCACGUUAGAGGAUCUCCUCCGACUGCUAAAGUCUCCAACACGGAAUUAUCGGAAUACUGCCGCAAUUUCGAAAAUAAAAUGGCGGCGUUCUUGCAACCGAUCGCGACCCUGUCUCAAGAGGAAUUCGACAAGCUGGGCGCUAAAAACGCCGAAGCUGAGGUUGAAAAGUUUGUAAAAGCGAAUACCCAAGAGUUGUCGAAAGACAAGUGGCUGUGCCCGCUCAGUGGGAAGAAGUUCAAAGGACCGGACUUCAUCCGAAAGCAUAUAUUCAACAAACACGCAGAGAAGGUGGCAGAGGUUAAAGCGGAAGCCGAGUACUUUAACAAUUAUUUGAAAGAUCCGAAAAGGCCUCAACUUCCCGAACAUCCCGGGAACAAAGCGCCCGCGAGGGAGAAUCUUCGCGAAGGAUUUACUCCUUAUGGGUGCAACACAUUCGGUGGCUACGGAGGGGGCUACGGUGGCAGCAGAGGAGGAUACGGAUCGAGUUACGGUGGAGGUUUCGGUGGAGGUUUUGGAAUGCCUCGUUCCAAUCGCGGCGGAUUCAACAGAGGACGUGGCGGUGGAGGAGACUUUCGUCCAGUUAUUCACUACCGCGACCUCGAUGCGCCGAGAGAACCGGACGAAUUCCUCUAAAGUGUAUCUCGACGGUUAAACGGUUCAAGAGGAAACAGGGAGAAAAUAAUUAAUCGCACGGUCCGUUUCGUUCUUUAACAAAAAGAUGGACGAUCUUGGGACGUGCGUCUUAUAUAUUUGUACAUACCUAUCGAAUCAUUUUGCCUUCUACUUCAAUCGUAAGAGACAGGGCAAAGUUUUCGCGAAUGUAUUGUAACAUCGCAUAAGUAUACCUAUAUGUAUCUAAAAACAGACUUUAUACAAUUAUUGGCAGUAGUCGAUUGUAUACAAAAAUAUACGUAGGUGUAAAUUUCAACUCUGAUCGCCGUCGCGUAUGUACAUGCAUUAUUAGAAUGAUAUACAUUGAAAAGUAAAGAUUUCCUAUUUAGUAACAACGUCGAUCUCUUGCAUCUUAUGCGUAUUAGCUCCAAGUAAAUAUCCUAUUAGAUGUAACAGUCAAUGUUUGUAAUCAAUCGUCAUAUGGUACAAUAAAAAUAUAUACUAUUUCCUAAUUA